AUGUCCUACCUGGAGCUGAAGGGCCUCCUCGGCGGCCUGGUGCACAUCGACGAGGGCUCGGGCACCGCGGGCGCGCUGCGCGCUGCCCUGGCGGCGGUGGACGAGGACGGGAACAGGGAGCUGUCCUUCCCAGAGUUCCUGAGGCUCAUGAAGAAGCUCCAAGCCGACAAUUGGAACGGCAUCAACAGUGUCGGCAAGGAGAGCCGAAGGCGUGCAGAGUCGCUCGCACAGUGCCUUGAGGAGGCCCAGAACGAGUCCAGCCCGAUGGCGAGGAGAAGAGUCUCGGUGAAGGAUUGGAACGCGUUCGUCGACGCCCGCGUCCACCACUAG
Messenger RNA from Prorocentrum cordatum, 330 nucleotides. Lineage: Eukaryota; Dinophyceae; Prorocentrales; Prorocentraceae. The record is from the annotation of a GenBank genome assembly.